AUGGCGGGUCGCAAGGGGGGAUGGCGCUACAAGCCGGGAACAAGUUGCGGCAACAUAGGAAGGGGCGCCAGCGUCGCAGCGUCCGGCGGCCGCGCGAACCGUGGACCGCGCAAACGAGGCGUCUUUUGGCGAGCAGCGAGCGGCAUGCGGGUACUGCAGCGCUACUGCGCCCGAGGCAGCGCUAAAUUUUUGGUACUUUUGAUUGCGUGCAUUAUCGGGAACAGAGAAAAACUAUUGAACGAGGAUAUUUUUAAAGUUCAAGUUAGAAGUCCAAGUCAGCAAGGCAAGUCUGAGAGCGAACCCGAGGAAAUCAGCUGGGCCCGAAAAUGCCGCAAACGGCACACACAGGAAGCAACUUUGGGCGAUCCCAUUCACAAACUCAAAUCCCACAAGAGCAGUUUAUCAAUAUCAUUGGAUGGGCGCUCGAAGACAUGGCCCAUGGGUACAAGUCCAUGUAUGCUGGGUUCUUCCCUGGCUGCGUUCAGCGUUUCCCCUUUGCAACUGCUACGGAGGACAAAGCGGCAAGUCAGAGCGGCUGAGCUUAAGCGAAAGUGGGGGGCAGUCAAUAUUCGCGCUGACCGCUUGUCGCAGAACUCAGCCAGCGUCAAGACUUGGUUGGCGGCUGGCGACUGGCGACUGGCGCCGUGCACCGCGACGAGAGACAAAAAGAAUUCUCGCACAUAG
Messenger RNA from Histoplasma capsulatum G186AR, 684 nucleotides. RefSeq lists its product as uncharacterized. Lineage: Eukaryota; Fungi; Ascomycota; Eurotiomycetes; Onygenales; Ajellomycetaceae. The coding region runs from base 1 to 684 and encodes 227 amino acids. The record is from RefSeq and is a predicted model, not a curated record. The transcript has 3 exons.